Messenger RNA from Pocillopora verrucosa, 975 nucleotides. The record is from RefSeq and is a predicted model, not a curated record. Lineage: Eukaryota; Metazoa; Cnidaria; Anthozoa; Scleractinia; Pocilloporidae.
AUGAACGGAUCCUUUUGUGCAGUCAUUCUGCAGUAUGCCUUCUCUAAUUCAGACUUGAAAGAACUGCGGACAACUUUCAUCGCAAACUGUGUUUUCAAUAAUUUCCUUAGUUAUACCGCUAUCAUGUUAAACAUUAUUACAAUGUACGCGAUACGCAGAACGUCAUCUUUGCCAAAGACUCUGAAAACAUUGUUGCUUAGUCUUGCUUUUUCUGACGUUGGAGUCGGUUUAUUUGUUCAACCUUUAUAUACUUUCUCUCUGGUCAAAUGGUUGAAACUGGACCGUCCAAGCUGCAACACUUACCAUGUGUGGAAUAUUUCAAGCAAUUUAUUUUCAGCUGCUUCGUUCCUUGGCGUUGUAGCUGUAAGUGUCGACAGAGUUUUAGCCGUUCAUCUUCAUCUCAGAUAUCAGGAGCUUGUGACUCACAAACGUGCUGUUACUGUGGUGAUCUCUAUAUGGGUGUUCAGUGCAUUUAUUUCUUUAUUGGUAUUGUGGAGUUCCUCCGCAACUCAGAAUCUUGUUCUUUUAGUUAUUGCAGCUACUGGCUUUAUUGUCUCCUUUGUGGUGUGCACCAGGAUAUAUUUAACUGUCCGACGCCACAAGAAACAGAUUCAGUCCAUGCAGAUACAAGAAAUUGUUCAGGCUCGUGAAAAGGCAAAUUUUACCGCGCUUAUUAAAUCUACAGUUGGUUUAUUUUACGUAUAUCUCGUAUUUUUAAUUUCGUAUUUGCCUUUUUUCAUUUGCAUUGCUGUUGUUAGAAUCUAUGGCUCGAGUAUCGCUUUCCGGAAAGUUUUUAUUUUCUCAUGGACUCUGAUCUUUCUUAAUUCAUCUUUGAACCCUGUCAUUUACUGCUGGAAGAUGAGACACAUUCGACGAGUUAUCAUAGAAAUACUUGGAAACUUGUCUUGGAGCAGAAGUAAGCCAUCUCGUUUACACUACAAUCGGUCUUCAAGGGUUGUCCAUGUUGAAAACUGA